AUGGCUGCGCUCCAGGUGCAUGCUGGAGUGCGAAGGAUCGAGAAGGUGCUGAUCGCCAAUCGAGGAGAGAUCGCGUGUCGUGUGAUGCGCACAGCAAAGAAGAUGGGUGUCCGCUCUGUGGCGGUGUACAGCGACGCAGACAGACACUCCAUGCACGUGGCCAUGGCGGAUGAAGCCUAUCACAUCGGUCCUCCGCCCUCUCAGCAGAGUUACCUCUCAAUGGAGAAAGUUUUCGAAGUGGCCAAGAAGUCUGGAUCACAUACUAAAACAUUCAGACAUGUGGAGGUUCAGGUGUUCGGAGACAUGCACGGUAACGCCGUCUAUCUGUUUGAGAGAGACUGCAGCGUCCAGAGGAGACAUCAGAAAAUCAUUGAGGAAGCACCGGGGCCUGGGAUCAGUCCUGAGGUCCGGAGGAAACUUGGAGAAGCAGCAGUUCGUGCAGCCAAAGCUGUGAACUAUGUAGGAGCAGGUACGGUGGAGUUCAUCAUGGAUGCCAAUCAUAACUUCUACUUCAUGGAGAUGAACACGAGGCUGCAGGUGGAACAUCCCGUCUCUGAAAUGAUCACUGGAACCGACCUGGUGGAGUGGCAGCUCAGGGUGGCAGCAGGGGAGCGUCUGCCGCUCCUCCAGGAUGACAUCAUCUUAGGGGGCCACUCAUUCGAGGCGCGGAUCUACGCCGAAGACCCGAACAACGACUUCCUCCCAGGGGCGGGGCCUCUGCUGCAUCUCUCCACCCCUCAAGCGGACCAACACACUCGCAUAGAGACGGGAGUCAGGGAAGGGGAUGAGGUGUCGGUACAUUAUGACCCAAUGAUCGCUAAGCUUGUGGUUUGGGGCGAGGACCGACCAGCUGCCUUAAAGAAGCUGCGCUACUGUUUACGACAAUAUAAUAUCGUUGGACUCAACACGAACAUAGAUUUUCUGCUGAGUCUCUCGGGUCACCCUGAGUUCGAGGCUGGGAACGUGACCACCAGCUUCAUCCCCCAACACUACGCCGACCUGUUCCCCGCCCCGAGAGCUCCUUCUGGGGAAACCAUCUGCCAGGCGGCCCUGGGUCUGGUGCUGCAGGAGAGGAGACGCACACAGGAGUUCACGCACGCCUCCACAGACCCCUUCUCUCCUUUCGGCUCGAGCAGCGGCUGGAGAAACAACAUUCAGUUCAACAGAAAUAUGACGCUACAGGUCGGAGACAAAAAGGUUGAUGUGGUGAUCAAGUAUAACAAAGAUGGAAGUUACAACAUGCAGAUCGGCGAGGACUUGUACCAUGUGACCGGAGAGGUGGAGUUGGAGGGCGGAGCUUCGUUCCUUCACUGCUCCGUCAACGGAGAGAAGUCUCGUCCCAAACUGGUGAUUCUGGAAAACAUGGUUCAUCUGUUCUCUAUGGAGGGGACGGCCCAGGUGUCGGUGCCGGUGCCCAAAUAUCUGGCCGGUGUGAGCGGCUCCGGGGCUCAGGGCGGAGCCGUGGCCCCCAUGACAGGAACCAUAGAGAAGGUGCUGGUGAAGGUCGGAGACAAAGUGGCGGUGGGAGACGCGCUGAUGGUCAUGAUCGCCAUGAAGAUGGAGCACACGAUCCGGGCGCCCAAGUCCGGUGUGAUCAAGAAGGUUUUCUUCAGCGAAGGUUCUCAGGCCAAUCGCCACGCUCCUCUGGUGGAGCUGGAGGAGGAGGAGGGGGAGGAGGCUGACGUGGAGGGAAGCAGCCAGUGAAUUCAACAAACACACACAGACGGACAGGAAGGAGGGAGGG
This is a messenger RNA of Paralichthys olivaceus (Japanese flounder), 1744 nucleotides long. Lineage: Eukaryota; Metazoa; Chordata; Actinopteri; Pleuronectiformes; Paralichthyidae. The record is from RefSeq and is a predicted model, not a curated record.